CGCCAUUUUGCGGCGCUGGGCGAGCGAGGCGCUUGGCUCCCUCCCGCCCCUACGCAGAGUCGCGGUUAGCGGCGCGGCCCAGGCACCUGACAAGGGGCGGAGCCUGAGGAGCUGCGUGCAUUUUGUUUCUGCGCAUGCGCCUGGCCGUAGUACCCCGACCCUUCCCUACGCCUGUCGGCGCGGCCGCGGCCUGCCCCUUCCCCGGCCCGGCGGCGCGAUGGGGGACGUGAAGAACUUCCUGUACGCCUGGUGCGGCAAGAGGAAGGUGACGCCGACCUACGAGAUCCGCGCCGUGGGCAACAAGAACCGCCAGAAGUUCAUGUGUGAGGUUCGGGUGGAAGGUUUUAACUACAUUGGAAUGGGCAAUUCCACAAACAAGAAAGAUGCACAAAGCAAUGCUGCUAGGGACUUCCUUAAUUACUUAGUUCGGGUGAAUGAAAUCAAGAGUGAAGAAAUUCCAGCUUUAGGGGCAGGAGUUGCUGAUGCUCCAGAUGGAGUAGUUCCUGCAGCAGGGGAAAAUCCUGGUGAACGUUUGUCUACUCUGGGUGGACCUCUUCCUCCACAUUUGGCACUGCAGAGUGAAACAGGUGGUGGUCCAGCUGCAGGAGUUGGAAGCUCUGGCUAUGGUGGGGCUCAAAGGGAUCGUGGAGCCAAUCUGAAGGAUUACUAUUCAAGAAAAGAGGAGCAAGAGGCACAGGCUACCUUGGAGUCAGAAGAAGUGGACUUAAAUGCUGGUCUUCAUGGAAAUUGGACUUUAGAGAAUGCCAAGGCACGUCUGAACCAGUUUUUCCAAAAGGAGAAGGUCCAGGGAGAAUAUAAAUACACUCAAGUGGGGCCUGAUCACAACAGGAGCUUUAUUGCAGAAAUGACCAUUUAUGUCAAGCAGCUGGGUAGAAGAAUCUUUGCUCGUGAACAUGGCUCAAACAAAAAGCUGGCAGCACAGUCCUGUGCUUUAUCCCUGGUUAGACAGCUCUACCAUCUUGGAGUCAUUGAGCCCUACACUGGGCAGACAAAGAAGAAAGAGGGAGAAACGGUUGAACCUUAUGAAGUGGUGAUCUCUCCUGAUUUAGAAAAUCAGCUGAAUAGCAUCAUACAAGAGCUUUCUCUUGAGGUUAUGCCAACGCCUGAAGAUCCAAGCAAUCCUGUUUUGCUCAACAUUGGAAAGCUUGCUCAUUUUGAACCAUCCAUGAGACAGAAUCAAAUGGGAGUUGUCCCAUGGUCACCCCCUCAGUCAAAUUGGAACCCUUGGACCAGCUGCAAUAUUGAUGAGGGUCCUCUGGCAUAUGCCACUCCAGAGCAGAUAAGCAUGGACUUGAAAAAUGAUUUCAUGUAUCACCUGGAACAGGAUGAAGAGUUAAAGAGGAUCCUACAAGACAGGGAGACACUACCUGUGAAGAAAUUUGAAGAAGAAAUUCUUGAUGCAAUUCAUCACAGUCCUGUUGUCGUCAUUCGUGGUGCCACUGGUUGUGGCAAAACCACCCAGGUUCCACAGUACAUCCUGGAUGAAUUCAUUAGAAAUGGAAAGGCUGCUGAAUGCAACAUUGUAGUGACACAACCCAGGAGGAUCAGUGCAGUUUCUGUGGCAGAGCGUGUGUCAUAUGAAAGAGGAGAAGAACCUGGGCAAAGCUGUGGAUACAGUGUACGAUUUGAAUCGGUGCUUCCCCGUCCCCAUGCCAGUGUGAUGUUCUGUACUGUAGGUGUUCUCCUAAGGAAACUGGAGGCUGGUAUCCGUGGAAUUAGUCACGUUAUUGUGGAUGAGAUCCAUGAGAGAGACAUCAAUACUGACUUCCUCAUGGUAGUGCUAAGAGAUGUAGUUGAAGCAUAUCCUGAAAUCAGAGUUAUCCUUAUGUCUGCCACUAUUGAUACCAGCAUGUUCUGUGAAUACUUCUUCAAUUGUCCCAUCAUUGAGGUCUAUGGUAGAACCUAUCCAGUCCAAGAGUAUUUUCUGGAAGACUGUAUUCAGAUGACUCAGUUUGUUCCUCCAUUAAAGGAUAAGAAGAAGAAAGACAAAGAUGAUGAAGGUGGUGAAGAUGAUGAUGCCAACUGUAAUCUUAUAUGUAGUGAUGAAUAUGGUCCAGAAACAAAACGUUGUAUGGCCCAGUUGAAUGAGAAGGAAACUCCCUUUGAACUCAUUGAGGCUUUGCUAAAGUACAUCGAGACCCUGAAUGUUCCAGGAGCUGUUCUUGUCUUUUUGCCUGGCUGGAAUCUGAUCUAUACCAUGCAAAAGCAUCUGGAAAUGAAUCCACACUUUGGAAGCCAUCAGUAUAGAAUUCUGCCCCUGCAUUCACAAAUUCCUCGAGAUGAACAGCGCAGAGUGUUUGAUCCAGUGCCUUCUGGAGUGACCAAGGUGAUUUUAUCUACCAAUAUUGCUGAGACUAGCAUUACCAUCAAUGAUGUUGUUUAUGUUAUAGACUCUUGCAAACAAAAGGUGAAGCUGUUUACUGCUCACAACAACAUGACAAAUUAUGCCACAGUCUGGGCAUCAAAAACUAACCUUGAGCAACGGAAAGGGCGUGCUGGCCGAGUGCGGGCUGGAUUCUGUUUCCAUCUGUGCAGCAGAGCUCGCUUUGAGAGGCUUGAAACUCACAUGACACCUGAAAUGUUCCGAACGCCACUGCAUGAAAUUGCUCUGAGCAUCAAACUUCUGCGCCUGGGAGGGAUUGGACAGUUCUUGGCCAAAGCAAUAGAACCACCACCUUUGGAUGCAGUGAUUGAAGCAGAACACACGCUCAGAGAGCUGGAUGCCCUGGAUUCUAAUGAUGAGUUGACUCCCCUUGGGAGAAUCCUUGCUAAGCUUCCCAUUGAACCUCGUCUCGGCAAGAUGAUGAUAAUGGGCUGCAUUUUCUAUGUAGGAGAUGCUGUGUGCACCAUCUCUGCUGCCACCUGCUUCCCAGAGCCUUUCAUCAGCGAGGGUAAAAGGCUGGGUUACGUCCAUAGGAAUUUUGCUGGGAACAGGUUUUCAGAUCAUGUAGCUUUGCUUUCAGUCUUCCAGGCCUGGGAUGAUGCAAGAAUGGGCGGUGAAGAUGCAGAAAUACGAUUCUGUGAACACAAAAGGCUCAACAUGGCUACACUCAGGAUGACUUGGGAAGCCAAAGUUCAGCUUAAAGACAUUCUUAUCAAUUCUGGCUUUCCAGAAGAGUGUUUGAUGACUCAGAUAUUUAACAACACUGGACCAGAUAACAAUCUAGAUGUUGUGAUCUCCCUGCUUGCUUUUGGUGUGUAUCCUAAUGUCUGCUACCACAAGGAGAAGAGGAAAAUUCUUACCACUGAGGGGCGCAAUGCACUUAUCCACAAAUCAUCUGUCAACUGCCCUUUCAGCAGCCAGGACAUGAAGUAUCCCUCUCCUUUCUUUGUUUUUGGUGAAAAGAUUCGAACACGAGCGAUCUCUGCCAAAGGAAUGACCUUGGUGAGCCCACUACAGCUGCUACUUUUUGCCUCCAAGAAAGUCUUAUCUGAUGGAGAGAUCAUUCUUGUGGAUGACUGGAUUAAACUGCGGAUGUCUCAUGAUGCAGCUGCCUGUAUCACUGCCCUGCGUGCAGCAAUGGAAGCUCUUGUCGUUGAAGUAACUAAGGAUCCUGAAAUCAUUAGCCAGCUGGACCCAGUGAAUGAGAGAAUGCUGAAUGUGAUCCGCCAAAUCUCCAGGCCUUCAGCGGCUGGCAUCAACCUCAUGGCUUGCAACACAAGGUUUGGAGAUGGUCCUCGUCCACCCAAAAUGGCUCGAUAUGACAAUGGAGGUGGAUUCAGAGGGCGGGGAGCUAACCAGCGUGGCUAUGGCUAUGGCGGUGGAGGCUAUAGAGGUGGGGGCUAUGGCGGUGGAUAUAACUCAUACCGAGGUGGCUCUGGAGGAAGAGGAUACCAGGGUAGUUCUGGGGGAGGUUAUAGAGGUGGAGGGGGAUAUUCAGGGUCUGGGGGAGGGUAUCGAGGUUCCGGUGGGGGAUAUAGAGGGUAUCAAGGUGGUGGGAAUAGAGGUAGUUACGGAGGUGGGUAUGGAGGCCAAGGAAGGGGACGUGGUGGUUAUUGAAAUCCAUUCGAGUUUUUCUUUACUCUACAAAAAUGUGCAUGUUUCCUUUUGGAAUUUCUUUGAUGCUAAUACAGAAGUCUGUCGUUCUACUUGUUCACAGUAGCUUGAAAUGAAUUGUUUAGGAUUAGUGGUGGUAAUAUGUAAAAUAUUAAGUCCUUGAUAUAGACUACCACAGUCUGUAUACUUUGUUCUUAAUAAAGUGUUCUGUUUUCAAGACUUAA
Pelodiscus sinensis (Chinese soft-shelled turtle) is the source of this 4242-nucleotide messenger RNA. It is a transcript of the gene DHX9, whose product is annotated as DExH-box helicase 9. Gene Ontology annotation, cellular component: intracellular anatomical structure; ribonucleoprotein complex; nucleolus. NCBI's taxonomy places the organism in Eukaryota, Metazoa, Chordata, Testudines, Trionychidae. The record is from RefSeq and is a predicted model, not a curated record. Gene Ontology annotation, molecular function: ATP hydrolysis activity; double-stranded RNA binding; 3'-5' DNA helicase activity. Gene Ontology annotation, biological process: regulation of mRNA processing; positive regulation of transcription by RNA polymerase II.